UUUCCCAUUUGCUUAGAGAUUAAAAUUCAAUUUAUGGGAACAUCGCUGCCGAUCGCAACCAACAAGCUUCAACAUCUCGCAAAAGUCACCGCCUUCAACGGAGCGAAAAAAGGCCAAACCCCCAACGCAGCAGCGGCGGCGGCGGCGGCGGAUUGUAGGUGAAGACAAACCCAAUCCCAAGAAGAAGAUGGAGAGCUCCAGCGCCACUCAACGCCUGCCUCUCUCCGAGGUUGUCUCCGAUUGCGUCAAGCGGUGGUUCAAAGACACUCUCAAGGAAGCCAAAGCUGGGGACGUUAACAUGCAGGUUCUCGUCGGUCAAAUGUAUUAUAGUGGCUAUGGGAUUCCCCGAGAUGCCCAAAAGGGAAGAAUUUGGAUGACAAGGGCAUCGAGGCUGCGCUCUUCGGUUUGGAAAGUCAGCGAUAAGCAUCCAGGUUAUAAUGCAAGCGAUUCUGAUUCGGAUGAAAUCAAGGGUGAUUCUUGAGUUAACAUACUUUGGUCUCUGCGUUUAUAACAUUUAGAACUGUGAGUUGCCUUAGUGCUCUGCUUUGUUCUUAUUAAUUUGUAUUCUUCACUGAAGUGAAUAUUAUAGAAU
This is a messenger RNA of Hibiscus syriacus, 592 nucleotides long. RefSeq lists its product as uncharacterized. Bases 188 to 481 code for a protein of 97 amino acids. Gene Ontology annotation, molecular function: protein binding. The transcript has 3 exons. Lineage: Eukaryota; Viridiplantae; Streptophyta; Magnoliopsida; Malvales; Malvaceae. The record is from RefSeq and is a predicted model, not a curated record.